UGUGCCUCUGGAGGCUCCCUCUUUUUGGGGUCCAGGCCACUGAUACUCAUAAGAGGCAGCGGAUCCUUCUAGCCGAACGGUCUGAAAAGAUGGGUUCGCGUAGCGUCGCCACGACCACGCGGACGUUCGGCUUGUUCGCUGCGGCAUCUCUACUGCUCGCGUGCCAAGCUUCCGCUGCUGUUUCAUAUUCUGUAAGCGUCUACAACAACAUCGCGGUCACAGGGGCUCCCCUCUCUGGCAUCGUGUCUCAGCUGCUAUCCAAAUGGAAGCUCAAUGUUCCCACUUUGAGGACAGUCUACUCCCAGCCGAGCGCUGCAGAGUUGUCAAGCACCAACGCCUUUAUCGUAUACUCCAAGGGUCAGGGCUCCUACUGGAUUACGGAAGGCCUGACCUCGAACUCAACUAAGGUUAACGAUCUACUCACAUUUGUCCGUAAUGGAGGUUCCCUUAUCCUUGUCAACGGCGCCAACGGAAAUGACAACACAUUUAUUCCUCUUAUUCACGCGCUGACUGGCGGGGAUACUCUCUGCAUCGCGAGGAGCUACGCAGAUGACACUCGCAUCUACCGUCGCAUCGACCCUCCAUCCAACUUUGGCAACCUGCCUGUCAAGCAGUUCCGCUACACUGCGGAUCUGUAUAUUACCGGCCUAGACUGCUUAUCUGGCACCUCUAUUUAUUCCUCCGACCCAACCAAAAAGCUUUACGCCAUCUCUGCCGGCAUCACAUGGAGCGUGGGACAGGGCGCCGUGACGUGGGUCGGCGCCGACAUUGUGGCUGACUCCAAGAACACCGUAGCCUUGGUGACAGCUGCGGCGGUCGUCGUACAGACAACCCCGUCGCCGCCGCCGCCGCCACGAGUUUCAACGUCGCCGCCGCCACCAGCCCGUGUCUCAUCCUCGCCGCCGCCCGCCACGCGCUCGCCGCCACCCCGUCGUAUAACGUCUCCUUCACCAGUCCUCACUGCAUCCCCACCACUCCCGAAAAGAUCGCCACCACCGCCGCCGCGCGUCCCGCCCUCGCCGCCACCACCGGUUGCUUCUCCGCCGCCACCACCACCUCCACGCGUCUCCCCGUCGCCGCCUCCGCCGCAGCCAGUUUC
Messenger RNA from Volvox carteri f. nagariensis, 1099 nucleotides. It is a transcript of the gene isg1, whose product is annotated as hydroxyproline-rich extracellular matrix glycoprotein. Lineage: Eukaryota; Viridiplantae; Chlorophyta; Chlorophyceae; Chlamydomonadales; Volvocaceae. The annotation marks the transcript as partial. The transcript has 4 exons. The record is from RefSeq and is a predicted model, not a curated record.